GUUUCUGACUUCCUGUUGUUGUGGCGUUGUCAGUUGCCCUAGUGUUUUAUCAACAGAUGCUGUUCGUGUUAUUCAGACGGACUAAUUAAACUUCUACGAGCUUCGGAUUUCAUCUGAAGUCAUGAGUGAAUUCAGGAUUCAUCAUGAUGUUAAUGAACUUCUCGGGCUUCUUAAUGUCCGAGGAGGAGAUGGUGCUGAGGUUUACAUUGAUUUGCUGCAGAAGAACAGGACUCCUUAUGUGACCACUACAGUAUCUGCACACAGUGCUAAGGUCAAAAUGGCAGAACACUCCAAAAUACCAGAAGACUUCUUAAGGAAAUAUGACGAAUUGAAGUCAAAGAACGUACGCAACCUUGAUCCACUGGUGUAUCUGCUCUCCAAACUCACUGAGGAUAAAGAGACUUUGAAGUUCUUGCAGCAGAAUGCAAAGGAGAGAUCAGAAAUGUCUGCAAAUGCAGCAUCCAGCACGACCACGUCAUACAACGUUCCUGCAACCAGCAGCAAAAUGUCCAUGCAAGAACUGGAGGAGUUGCGGAAAAAGCUGGGAAAUGUCACAGCCAGCUCCAAUGUGCCUCAGUCUUCUGAGGUCAUCCGUAAAAUGCUGAGAGACCGACAUAACAAGAAGAACCCCACUCAGCCGAACCCUGUGUUUCCAAACUGGGUGUAUGACCGGCCUGCGCUGAUUGGGGAUUUCGUCACUAGCCCCACGCCUGUGGGAGAUCCCGUGGUGGCUAUUGGUACAAUGCCGCUGGCUGCACAGGAACAAGCUCUGGUUGAGGACCUGCUGUAUGUGCUGAUUGGCGUGGAUGGGAGAGACAUCGCAGCUCAGCCUGUGCUCGGCAGACAGAGCCGCUCUUUCAUAGUAGAUCCUUCCCUCGACAUGUCCAUCAAAGAGCUGGUCAACCGGAUAUUACCGGUGGCAUCUUGUUACUCCACUAUCACACGCUUCACAGAGGAGAAAUCGUCGUUUGAGUACGGUCAAGUGAAUCAUGCCUUGACUGCAGCCAUGAGGACUCUGAUGAAGGAAUAUCUCAUCCUGGUGACCCAGCUGGAGCAUCUCCACAGACAGGGCACGCUCUCCCUGCAGAAGCUCUGGUUCUACAUACAGCCCACCAUGCGCACCAUGGAAAUCCUGGCCUCCAUCGCCACUUCUGUUGACAAGGGUGAGUGUAUGGGCGGCUCGACCCUCAGCCUGCUUCAUGAUCGUACCUUCAAUUACACCGGAGACAGCCAGGCUCAAGAGCUCUGCCUCUAUCUGACCAAAGCAGCCAGCGUCCCCUACUUUGAAAUACUUGAGAAGUGGAUCUAUAGGGGCAUCAUUAAAGACCCAUACAGUGAAUUCAUGGUUGAGGAGCAUGAGCUGCAAAAAGAAAAGAUUCAGGAAGAUUAUAAUGACAAAUACUGGGAUCAGAGAUACACUAUCGUCCAGCACAGGAUCCCAUCAUUCCUUCAGAAAAUGGCAGAUAAGAUAUUAAACACAGGCAAGUAUCUGAAUGUUGUGCGAGAGUGCGGCCGUGAUGUAACCUGUCCAGAUGCCAAAGAGGUUCUCUACACGCUUAAAGAGAGAGCGUAUGUGGAGCAGAUCGAAAAAGCAUAUUACUACGCCAGUAAGGUUCUGCUUGACUUCUUGAUGGAGGAAAAGGAGCUUGUUUCACGCCUGAGGUCAAUCAAACAUUACUUCUUAAUGGAUAAAGGAGACUUUUUCGUGCAUUUUAUGGACCUAACGGAGGAAGAACUGAAGAAGCCGGUUGAUGACAUCAUUCCUCCACGGCUGGAGGCCCUGCUGGAGCUGGCCUUGAGGAUGAGCACUGCCAACACAGACCCCUUCAAAGAUGAUUUAAAGAUUGACCUGAUGCCCCAUGAUGUUAUCACCCAGCUGUUACGUGUCCUCGCUAUAGACACCAAGCAGGAGAAAGCUAUCAUUAAUGCAGAGCCCACAGAGGUGUCACUUAGCGGCCUGGAGGCUUUCUCUUUUGACUACAUCGUCAAGUGGCCACUUUCACUCAUAAUCAACCGAAAAGCCCUGACAAGAUACCAGAUGCUCUUCAGGCACAUGUUCUACUGCAAGCACGUGGAGAGGCUGCUCUGUAAUGUGUGGAUCAGCAAUAAAGCAGCUAAGCAAUAUUCACUGCACUCUGCUAAAUGGUUUGCUGCUGCGUUUGCAUUAAGACAACGGAUGCUCAACUUUGUGCAGAACAUUCAGUAUUACAUGAUGUUUGAGGUUAUGGAGCCCACAUGGCACAUCAUGGAGAACAACCUGAAAUCUUUCCUAGCUGAGCAUGUGGAUGCCCUCCAGUCUGACUCUGGGUUUGAGGCGACCAUCAGCAAGUUUGACAGUAACUUCAGCACCUUAUUGUUGGAGCUUUUGGAUAAGCUCAGCAUUUACAGCACCAAUGACUGUGAACACAGCAUGAUCAACAUCAUCUACAGGCUGGACUUCAAUGGCUUCUACACGGAGAGAUUGGAGAAAAUGGCCAUUGAGAGGAGCCAGAAAACUGCUGCGUAGCUUCAUCCAUUAUAAAAUUCAAUUGUUUUUAAAGUGUUCAAUGUGCUGAUUUGUUGUCUUUUUUCACAAAAAUAUGUAGUAAUGUUACAUGGUGCAACAUAAAGCACUUAAGAAUUUAUCACUAAGUCUUGUUUGAUCAUUUUCUCCUCUCUGUUGGAAAUGUAUUUAAUGGUCUUGUACAAAUUGAAUGAAUUCCACCUGACUGAACACCCAAUAUAAUAAAGGAAGAAUGUAGCUUU
Messenger RNA from Sinocyclocheilus grahami, 2745 nucleotides. RefSeq names its product gamma-tubulin complex component 2. Gene Ontology annotation, cellular component: microtubule organizing center; spindle pole; gamma-tubulin complex. Lineage: Eukaryota; Metazoa; Chordata; Actinopteri; Cypriniformes; Cyprinidae. Gene Ontology annotation, molecular function: microtubule minus-end binding; gamma-tubulin binding. The transcript is spliced from 16 exons. Gene Ontology annotation, biological process: cytoplasmic microtubule organization; meiotic cell cycle; microtubule nucleation. Bases 122 to 2506 code for a protein of 794 amino acids. The record is from RefSeq and is a predicted model, not a curated record.